AUGCAUUCACAACAACACCAACGGAAAAGCAAAGAUUCUGUCAAGAACCUCACUAAUAGGCUGGCUAAUCUCCUUGGGCGAGAGAACUCUGACCCUGACAUUAUUGCAAACUUGGCUACAGAAUUAUCCAAGGAUGGAGAACACAUAUCCCAUAUAACAGUGGGAAGAAGACUGAAGGAACUUGG
Molecule: messenger RNA, 185 nt
Organism: Paraglomus brasilianum
Lineage: Eukaryota; Fungi; Glomeromycota; Glomeromycetes; Paraglomerales; Paraglomeraceae
Source: the annotation of a GenBank genome assembly